AUGUCGUCGUCGCUGUUGAGGAAAGCGAACCCGGCUGCGCGUGCGCUGGCGCGUUCGUACGCUUCGCUGCACAAUACGCCUAGCAGCAGCAAAAGCCCUACAGCCAUCGUCAUGCUCAACAUGGGUGGACCGUCAACAGUUGCAGAAACCAAGGACUUUUUGACGAACCUCUUCCUCGACGGCGACCUGAUCCCCCUGCCGUUGCAACGCUGGUCGGCGCCUAUCAUCGCCAAGCGCCGUUCGCCACAAAUCGAGGAGCAAUAUGCAGCCAUAGGCGGCGGUAGCCCCAUACUGAAAUGGACGGAGCUACAAGGCGCUGAAAUGGCCAAACUGCUCGAUGAACUACAUCCCGAAACAGCACCGCACAAACCCUAUGUCGCCUUCCGCUAUGCCCGCCCCCUAACGGACGAGACAGCCGCCCGCAUGCGUGCUGACGGCGUCAAGCGGGCUGUGGCGUUCACGCAGUAUCCGCAGUACAGCUGCUCGACUACUGGCAGCAGUCUGAACGAGAUAUACCGCAAGGGCGUGAACGGUGGACCACUGGGCGGCAUCGAAUGGAGCGUUAUCGACCGCUGGGGGACACAUCCGGGUUUCGUGGAGGCUGUUGCGCAGAACAUCGAGCGCGCACUACAGAAGUUCCCAGAGGAGGACCGUCGUGACACGGUCCUAUUAUUCUCCGCACACAGCCUACCCAUGACCACCGUCAACCGUGGGGACCCGUACACGUCGGAAGUCGCGGCCACCGUGAGCGCGGUGAUGGAUCGCCUGGGUCAGUCAAAUCCCUACCGGCUCGUGUGGCAAAGUCAAGUUGGCCCGCGUGCGUGGAUGGGACCGCAGACGAACGACGCUAUCAAGGGCCUCGCUAGGUUGGGCAAGAAGCAGGUGGUGAUUGUGCCCAUCGCUUUCACGAGUGAUCACAUUGAGACGCUGUUCGAGCUUGACCACGAAUACGUGCGGGAGGGGCGUGAGCUUGGGCUGAAAGUCGAGCGAGCGGAGUCGCUCAACGGGUCGCCCGUAUUCAUUCGUGCACUUGCGGAUCUCGCCGCAGCGCACUUGCGUGACUAUGGUUCAGGCAAGAUCGGACCUACGAGUAUACAGCUGGGCUUGCGGUGUCCCGGGUGCGAAAACGCGACGUGUGAGAAACAGAAGGCGUGGUUUGCGCGGGGCGGGCAGUAA
Molecule: messenger RNA, 1176 nt
Organism: Peniophora sp. CBMAI 1063
Lineage: Eukaryota; Fungi; Basidiomycota; Agaricomycetes; Russulales; Peniophoraceae
Source: the annotation of a GenBank genome assembly